GGCUGGCGCGCGCGCUGUGCUCAUCGCGGGAAUCCCCGGCGUGGCCCCGCCCCCGUCUUGGCCCCGCCCCCCGUCCUCUCGGGCCCCGUAGCCCAGGUCCGCGGCGAGCAGAGGGUCUUCGGCGGUCUGUGAGGAUCGAUGAUUUUGAAUUCUUUGCUUGUGGUUAUUUUUGUUUGGAGAUUAUUUGUUUGUCACCGAAGUAUUCUUUGAAGAACUGUGUACGGUAUUGGAAGAUGGCAGAAGCAGUUUUGAUUGAUCUGUUUGGUUUGGAAUUGGACUCUCAGGAAAAGUGCCAUCAGACAUUACGGAAGACACUAAAUACAGUCCGACACCACCAUGCUGGCAAGGCCCAGUUCCUGUGUAUAAUAUGUUGCAGUAACAUGAGCUGCGAGUGGGAUAGUGAACAUGAUAAUUGUAAACUGGAAACAAGCAAUGAAUUUUCAGCCUUCUUGAAUGACUUUGAGAUUGUUAGUAAUCCAAGCAUGGCUGCCUCUUUGUACAUCGUUAAGCAAAAAAUUGAUGAAAAAAAUGUGAGAAGUAUUAAGGUGAUUGUACCGGUACACAGGACAACACUAAUGAAAGCUUUUAUUGACCAACUCUUUACUGAGGUUUACAGUUUUGAGUUUGAAGAUUUACAGGUAAAGGAUGGCCUUUUGAAGCAGUCCACUGAAGUGAUCACAGCUCCUGAACUAGAAAAAAUCCAGGAUGAAAUAAAAAUGUAUUUGAGAAGUCUGCCAUCCCUGAAUGGAAAAUUAACUGUUAUUACAUCCUCUCUGAUCCCAGACAUCUUCAUACAUGGAUUUACUACAAGAGCAGGUGGGAUCUCUUACAUACCAACUCUUAGCUCAUUAAAUCUCUUCAGUAGUUCCAAACGGAGAGAUCCCAAAAUGGUUGUUCAAGAAAACCUGCGUAGGUUGGCAAGUACUGCAGGAUUUAAUGCAGAGAAAUUUUACCGAGUAAAGAUUGAUCAUGCCAAUGAAGUCUGGAUUAUGGGGAAAAAAGAGCCUGAAUUUUAUGAUGGAAUAACCACAAAUCAGAAAGGAGUCACAAUAGCAGCUCUUGGUGCUGACUGUAUACCUAUAGUUUUUGCAGAUCCUGUUAAAAAAGCAUGUGGAGUUGCUCAUUCUGGAUGGAAAGGUACUUUGUUAGGUGUUGCUAUGGCAACAGUAAAGGCAAUGAUAUCAGAAUAUGACUGUCGUUUGGAAGACAUUAUUGUUGUAUUGGGACCUUCAGUAGGACCUUGCUGUUUUACUCUUCCCAAAGAAUCAGCAGAUGCAUUUCAUAAUCUUCAUCCUGCGUGUGUACGACUGUUUGACUCACCAGAUCCCUACAUCGACCUCCGUAAAGCUACUAGGAUUCUUCUAGAACAAGGAGGAAUUCUACCACAGAAUAUUCAGGACCAGAACCAGGAUCUCAACCUCUGUACAUCCUGCCAUCCUGAAAAGUUUUUCUCCUUCGUGCGAGAUGGCCUUAACUUUGGUACACAGAUUGGCUUCAUUUCAAUUAGAGACUGAGAUAUUUGACUGGAUUUUUGCAUAACUUUUCAUCCUCCUUCCAAACUGAUGGCAAGGGAAAAAUUGAUUUGUGUAACACUUACAGGAUUACAAUGGACAGUUCAUCUUUAGGGUAUAUUUUCACUAUUAUUACCAAAUCCAAAUGAUUUUUAUUUUAACUCAAAUGAUAAUUGACUACAAAUGUUUAUAGAUGAAGAUGAUUAUAAAAUGUUCUCAUUAUUAUAUAAACCAAGAAUAGAUUUUUUUGAACAUUUAUUUGUCAGAUAUGCAUAAAUUUACCAAAAUGGCUAAGACUUUUUUCCUUUGAGUCCAAUGCACUGCAGAAAACAAGUCUUACAACUAAAGUUUAAUUUUAAUAACAAUAAACAGUACAGAAAAAAGAAGGGUUAAUUUUACCCAAGAGGCAGGAUAGAAAAUGUAUUAUAGCAAAGAUGACACGCGGGCCAGAGUAUGUAUAGAUUUUUAACAAAUUAAGAACAACCAUAACAGUGAAGGAACAUCAUGAACCAGAGAAUGGAACUCUGGAAAUUUAUACCAUGUCCUAGACACAGAACAGUGUGGGCAGAAUGAGGACUGGACAAACAGGUUAGAAAUAGAAUGGUAGGAGUCUCAAAUGCCAUGUCAAAAGUCUGGAGUUUAUUUUCCAGGCAAUUGGUAGGCAUCAAAAGCAGAGGAGUGUUUUUAUUUCCUUGUUAUCUAAUAUGAUGAAUUUGUAUUGUGAGACAAAGCAGAGAGAUUAAAUAGGAGUCAGUAAAAAUAUUUCAGAAAAGAAUGAAGUCUCAAUAAAGCAGUAGAAAAUAAAAUGGAGAGUAGAUGGAUUAGAGAGACUAUUGGAGAGAUGGAAUCAAUAGAUAAUAGAAUUGAGAGGUGAGGAAGAUUAGGCAAGUCAUUGAUGAUUCCAUAAUUUCUGCUUAGGUAGUUACCAAGAUUGCCUUUGUACUAUAUGAAAUAUAUAGGUUGGGUGUUGUCCUUUAUACUCAGGUGAGAAACUGAGCCUCCUACAGGUGAAGUUUAAAGUCACGUAAUUUGUGAUAAGACUGGAACAUAUAUUUUCUGAUUUAAAUUUCUCAGGUUUUACUGUUAAGGCUACCUAAAUUUUAUUUAUAACUUUACAUUAAUAUUCUUUCUUCAUAAAUCAUUUAAAAUUUUUGUUGAGGUACUGGGAUAGAUUAAACAGAUUUAUAGACAUCAAGAUGUUUAGUAAAGUGAAAGUUAAUAAGCCAGAAUAUUGUAGUAUGUGUUGUGAGUUUGCCACAGCUUGGUGUCUUGUUUAAUUUAAUUCUUCUGUGCAUCUGAUAGCCCAGUGAGAAAUUUGAAAUAAGUAAAAUAUUUCAUUUCUUACAAUUCAGGGAUGGCAUUGAUCACAUAUAAUCUAGAAAUUUCAGAUUCAUGCAAAAUACUGUUUCGUUUAAUGGUAACAAUAAAGCUUAAGAAAUAAUUUCACAUAUUGAGAAAGCUUGAUGAGUUUCUAAUUCACUGUGUGUUAUUUUGUUUAAAGUUGUAAUUUACAGAAUAGCAGGCAGUCACAUUUUAUUUAAUAUAAUAUUCUAUAACCAAAUAAAUUUAUUUUAUUAUCUAUGAUUUUGGAUUAUCUGUGCCAAAGUAUCUAAUGAAAAGUUGUCUCAUUAUUAUUACUGAGAAAUAUUGAUUCAGUAACUACCAUGUUGUUAAGCAAUCAUGUCUUAUUGUCUCUGCAGUAUCCUUGCAGGAUAUAAAAUAUUGAUGUCUAUUAGGUUUUGUUUUUAAUUUAGGCCCUACUAACUGCACAUAGGUAAUGUUGGCUGCCAUUUUACUAUAAGUGGAGUUAAUUUGUGAAUUCAGUGAUAUUUCAUUGCAUGACUUCUACUGAAUUGCUAUCAAACUAAAAUUUAAUAGACCGUAUGGUAAGAACGUGGUCUUUUUGUGUCGCUUUAAAUUGUUAAGAACAGGAACUGUCAGCUUUAUAAAACUAAUGAAAUAAUUUUAACACUAGGGGGCAGUGUUUCUACAAGUAGCACUGUCAUUUCUUGGCAUAAAGUCAAACCAGGCUCUUUCAGCCAGUGUAAAUUUGGUUUUCAUUAACAGUCAACUUUUUAUAAACAUUGUAUCUAAACAUGCAGAUAUCAGUUACGCAUUUUGAACAAUUGCUUCCAAAAUAAAGAUAAAUUAUUUUA
Cavia porcellus (domestic guinea pig) is the source of this 3667-nucleotide messenger RNA. RefSeq names its product laccase domain containing 1 (gene Lacc1). The coding region runs from base 234 to 1514 and encodes 426 amino acids. Gene Ontology annotation, molecular function: copper ion binding. NCBI's taxonomy places the organism in Eukaryota, Metazoa, Chordata, Mammalia, Rodentia, Caviidae. The transcript is spliced from 7 exons. The record is from RefSeq and is a predicted model, not a curated record.